Messenger RNA from Marchantia polymorpha subsp. ruderalis, 3226 nucleotides. Lineage: Eukaryota; Viridiplantae; Streptophyta; Marchantiopsida; Marchantiales; Marchantiaceae. The record is from the annotation of a GenBank genome assembly.
GAUGCGUCGUCACAGUUGGGAGAGAAGACGCAGUAGCAGCAGAGGACGAGCUCGAGCUUUCAGGACGCACAAUUCCUGCCAAGGCCCUAGCACGCGAAUGUCCUCUAGAGAUUUGGAGCGCGGAAUUUUUCACGGUCGGAAGGAUCGAUUGGUCGCAGACGCCGAAGAGCGUGAAUGUUGGAUUUAUCCUGGUUGUGAAUUUCAAUUUUUGUGGGCAGGAUUCGGAAUGUCGGGAUCAGAGAUUAUGGGAUUCGGUUGAACUGAGCUGAAGCUGAAGCUGAGAAAGGUUUCCUUUGAUGGGGCUCGAUUUGAUUCAGGAGUGUCAAAAAUGCAUCGGCCUUGUCGCAGAAGAUGCGGAAGAUGGAAUAUUGUAUAUGGACGCCGGAGCUGGGGAGGCUUUCCAUUUCAAUGGAGGGCUACCCUCGCUGCUUGAACUUGGUGCUCGAGCCAUUUGUAGCCUGGAGAAUGCGUCACCUCUUGAUGCUGCUGUUUCAUGGAGAGGGCCAGAUCAGGGAACGGCUGAAAAGAUUAUCAUUUUAACCUCGAAGUUAUUGACUGAUUCUCAUCCGCAUGUUCUACGAUGCUUACGAAUGCAUCGAUCUGUCAAGCAGUGCACAAUUUGGACUUCUAUUUCCGAGGAAGCCCAUGGAGCACAUCCAGAUACAUCGUUUGGACUUGGUGCUUUCCAUGAUUAUAAAACCUCGCUCCUGCGAGAUCUGUCAGCAUCUACAGCACAGCCAAGUGGAGGACUCAUGGAGGACGGAGAGCCUGAUUCGACAGCACAAUCACCCAGUUGGCAAGCACCAAGCAUUGAGUUGAAGCAUUUCCCUAUGAUGAUUUGCUCCUUCACGAAAUCCUUAUUUGUUUUACCAUCUGGAGGAGCAGUUGCGCAGGGUCCUCUAUCUUCUUAUCAAGAUACAAAUGCCGUAAGUCAGGGUCUGCCAGGAGUAGACAUCUCGGCUACUGCUGGCGAUGAGCACAUUCCAGCCGGCGCAACUCUCCUUGCACAUUGCUUGCAACAUGUGGCUGCCCAGCUCGAUUUGAAACCUGAGAUUUUCACUCUGGGCCCACUCGCACAUGCAGUUGGGAAGGUAAUGGCAGGGCUUCCCAGCCCUCCCGAUAGUGUUGGGCACCACCGACGUCCGGCAGGACUAAUUUUUAUAGAUCGAACUCUGGAUCUCGUAACACCGACGACCCAUGGUGAUUCUCUCCUGGACAGGUGUUUUUUCUCCUUGUCUAGAACACCACCGCCAAUCAAUACUUCUCCAGUACUACGAUCACAAGUAAUAACAUCCACAGUUGAGCGCCCUUCAAUGGACAUCCGGGUUCCUGUUGAUUCAAGCGAAGCGAAACCAACAGAUUAUGCCAAAAUCGGUGUACAUUUUCCCUCAGGACCUUUACUACCUGAUUGGGAAGCUGUGGAUCUGACCAACGAGCGGUCAACAUCUGCAGGUGGAACUGCUGAUAUGCAAAGACCUGCUGCUCCUGUUUCUUACAGUCAGAUCGUCAGGGAAGAACGUAAUCUGUAUGGGGGUUCACUUAGCACUUCAUGGGACAGACGAGGGUCUGACUUUUUAGAAACUCUGAUUGGAAAGCGAACAAAAGAUUCAGUAUUACAGAUUCGCAAGUGGCUGCAGGAAGCUUUACGGCAGGAGAAAAUUGAUGUUUCAGGAAAGGGUCGUCUUGGAGUUAUCAGUGUAAAUGAGCUAAAAUCGUUGAGGAGAGCAUUAGCUGAGAAGCCAGAAGUUGCAAUGCGACACACGACAUUGAUACAACUGACAAGGGCAGCAGAAGAAGCACUAGCAGGGGAGUCGGCCACUAUAUGGGAUUCCUUUGCCAGCUCGGAAAAAAUUCUGAUGCUCACUGCUGGAGAUAAUACUCAAAGUCUUGCUCUACAGCUUAGCGAUAUCGUGCAGCAGAGUGCACUAAAUUUCCGCAGGGCUCAUGAAUCUCAGUUGCCAAAGGGAGUUUUAUCCUUGAGAGAUGCCCUAACUUUGGCCAUUGUUGGGUACGGCCUCGCUGGUGAGGGCAUGCCUGGUAUCACACAUGGCAGUCCAUUUUCCUGGGAAGAAGAACAAGCAUUGAAAGAAGCUGUGGUGGAAGCAAUUCUGAAAGGUCCACCUGGAGCACCUCUAGGCUUCCUGAAGACUUUGGAGAAUGGCCUUGCGACAAUCUGGCAAGGAGGCAAUGCACAAAAGGUACCUGAUAUUGUUAAACCGCAAAAGAAACCAAAGCAGGUAGAUGAUGAUUGGGAUCGUUGGGAAGGGGUCGACGAGGACGAGGAUGAUGAUGAGGAAUCCGAGGAGUACGGGGAAGUGCAACUAAAGCUGGAACUGCGUGACAGGCUCGGGGAGGUUUUUGCAACUUUGCAUAAAGUGGCAGCUGCUUGUGGACGAGGUCCUCUCCGGGAAGUGCCUCUCCCUGUAGAGAGCCAAAUUAGUGCAGGAGCUGCCUUACGCACGGGCCUCAUUUUCAAAGUACUGUCUUUAGCUUUCGCAAAAAUGGAUAUUCCAGGAUUAGAACACCAUGCCUCGGGUAUGGGGCGUUUCUUCAAAGGUGGCCUCGGGAGAUUUGCUCUAAGACAGGCCAAGCCAAAGUUGAGUGAUCAAAAAGUUCUUCUUGUGUUCAUCAUUGGAGGCUUGAAUUUUGUAGAGGUCAGAGAGGUGAGGGAUGCUCAGGCUGCUAUUCCGGGAGCGGAGAACUUCGAGGUGCUUCUGGGUGGAACUACUCUGCUCACACCCACCGAUAUGUAUGAUCUUAUGAUUGGAUCGUGUGGUACACUGUAACCAAGAAAUGACUUUGUUCAUAUGCUUGACAUUUUCAAUCUAGUCCCAGCCGCAUUGGCAGCCCCCGGUGGAAUUAGUGAAAGACAGCAUAAGUUCGUACUGUAUGUGAUGCCCAAGUUGUAGAUAGUCGCAGGGGCAUCUGUUAGUAGCCUUUGACGGUCCGUACCAGGAAGGCCUUUAGCUCCGUUCUUCUCGCAGGAGACAUAUCGUCCAAUCACAUCACCCCCUGAAUUAUGCUGAAUGUUCCACUUCCAAAUAUAUAAUUUUUUCUUACCAGUAUUGUGGUACUCAGCCCCAAGAAGUGAAGACCACUAAAAUGUGGGUAGAGCUUUCAACGAUGUUUUCCAUCUGGCGUGGUCAUCAUUAUGGCCACGUAUAUGUCAGUUGAGCACGUUCUUUGUCUAGCAUGUUUCAUGUACAAUGAUUAUACAGGAGAUAGA